This is a messenger RNA of Ornithodoros turicata, 741 nucleotides long. Its product is annotated as zinc finger BED domain-containing protein 4-like. The record is from RefSeq and is a predicted model, not a curated record. The coding region runs from base 1 to 741 and encodes 246 amino acids. The transcript has a single exon. Lineage: Eukaryota; Metazoa; Arthropoda; Arachnida; Ixodida; Argasidae.
AUGUGGACAUCAUGCACAACUGAUAGCUACCUCACUGUCACUUGCCAUUUUCUGCAAGGGACGGUUAUGGGGUCUGCCGUGUUGUCGACAACCGUUUUUCACGGGUCUCAUACUGCGGAGAACGUUGCCCAGGCUAUCGGAGAUGUGGCUGACGACUGGGGUAUCCGCUACACAAUCGUUGCUCUUGUCACCGACAAUGACAAGAGGAUGAUUCUUGCAGCAAGAUUGCUUGGUAUAGAUCACCUACCAUGCUUCGCUCAUACGUUGAAUCUAACAGUCCAAGAUGGUCUAAAAAGCAGUGACGAACUUAAUACUGUGCUGUUAAAAUGCAAGAACAUUUUGCGUCACAUAAGGUCAAGUUCCGUCGCUACCGCCAAGCUCCGAGAAGAACAAGAGCGCAUUGGUAAGGUACCCCAACUAAAACUCAUCAAGGAAACUCCAACACGGUGGAACAGUAUUUUUUACAUGCUGAAGAGGAUCCUAGAAGUUUGGGAGGCCCCUACUCUGACUCUGUCGAAGUUACCUCGCGCACCAAGCCCUUUGUCAGCAGAAGACGUCAUGCUCAUCGAGGAUGUUGUGGCGAUUCUAGAACCGUUUGAAGAGGCCACAAAACUGAUGUCCGGAGAUCAGUACACAACGAUUUCUUUGGUCAUUCCUGUCGUCCGCGGUACCGUCACGGAGAUUGAAGAGCGCAUCGAGCCCACACUGAAAACGACAGUGGCUAAAAUUGUAGUUCAAUAG